Molecule: messenger RNA, 1992 nt
Organism: Alosa sapidissima (American shad)
Lineage: Eukaryota; Metazoa; Chordata; Actinopteri; Clupeiformes; Clupeidae
Product: protein yippee-like 5
Exons: 3
Coding region: 829-1194 (121 amino acids)
Source: RefSeq, a predicted model, not a curated record
CUGUGCUGCACGCACAUUGUUGCUGCUGGUGUUGUUGUCAACAUUUCCGUGCCGUGCCAACUUCGCAAUAACAUAUUUUGAUAGAUAACAGUGCGAUUCAUUAUCAAAACGAAUCCAACAGACUAACAUUGGGUGGCGCAUAGUGUGUGGGCUAUCUUACAAUGGCUUCUGAGACACAAUUAGUCUCGUGUUUUGUUUCCCAGACGCAGUUUGCAUUCACUUGUAAAUCGCUUUAUUUAAAACAGCUGCUGUUGCACCAAACUACUACUUCUCUACUCCAUCCAUCGUAAGGGUUUGUAGCCGUUUUAUUUACUAGCCUACUGUGCAAUAAUGGGACAAAACACGAAAAACAACGCUUCAAAGGCAGUUGCAUCGGGAUUGCGUAAGCCCUGGCUAUCAAAACAUUCGUGGAUUUGCUAUAAUUUGUUAUUUUGGCAAUCUGGCAGCAGUGCUCAAAGUAAUCUCAACAAAUACAUAAAUUAUUAUCUAGGUUAUGUCUGCUUAUACAUUCUUAUUUCUCUUCUCUAAACUGCGUUUUCCUCUUCUUUCCGACGGAUGCGCUCCACCUUCGUCUUACCCCACAGCGCAACAGCAGAGCCAUCGCCUCCUGUUAUGUUUUACCUUGAAGGUAGCCUGUAUCAGGCCAGCCGUUUCUGUCUGGCUGCCACUGCAGUCUGCGGGCUGGCAGACUGCUGCACUGAUUGACUCACAUGAAGAUCACUGUUCAGUCCUUAAGAUCAAAUCUACCACAAUUUUAACUCCGUGACCUGGGUCAAGCACCAGGAAGCUCGCUCACCUUCCCAUCGCAUAGGCCAGUACCAGAGCACCAUGGGUCGAAUCUUUCUGGAUCACAUCGGUGGGACACGCCUCUUUUCAUGUGCGAACUGUGACACCAUCCUGACCAACCGCUCCGAGCUCAUCUCUACGCGGUUUACUGGGGCUACAGGUCGAGCUUUCCUAUUUAACAAGGUUGUGAACCUGCAAUACAGCGAGGUGCAGGACCGGGUGAUGCUGACCGGGCGACACAUGGUGCGAGACGUCAGCUGCAAGAACUGCAACAGCAAGCUGGGCUGGAUCUACGAGUUCGCCACUGAGGACAGCCAGCGCUACAAGGAGGGCCGCGUGAUCCUGGAGCGGGCGCUGGUGCGGGAGAGCGAGGGCUUCGAGGAGCACGUGCCCUCAGACAACUCCUGAGGCCAGCGCCUGCCCCCUCUGCCCUUAUCCUUAUCUGACCUCCUCUCAGCCAUCUUCAGUUUGCCAUUCAGAUGCCCUUGCCACACACACACACACACACAUCUACACACACACACACACACACACACUCUCUCUCUGUGAAGACCAGUCUCCUUCAGUGCCAUCCUGCAGUGUGUGCGCUUUCUAUUUCUGUGUGUCUAGAGAUGCAGUGACUUUGGCUUGAGACCAGCAGUCCCUUAGGCGACCCUUCCUGAUGUCUUGGAGUCUUAUCAAAGAGGACUUCGUUCCUAGUGCUCUCCGUAGAAUGCAUCCGAUCACAAGCCUCAAAAGGACCAGGCAGUACAGGUAGGUUAGAGAUCUGCCACAGUAUUGGGGCCACAGUGCUGGCCAAGGACCCUCAAUAGUGUGCUGUAGCCUAUAUAUAGGCAUCAGACAGGGGAGAUUCCAUUCUAGCUGCCUUGUGCCUGUCGGCUCUGUUUGGCUGUCCUAGUGUCCAUAUGCUCUCCGUGGGACUUGCAUGUGGAGGAAAUAUGUAUGGAAUCAUCAGUAUCCUUCGUGGACUACAUCACCCAUGACCAUCCAGAGCUCACAUCAUUAAAUGGAUCUCAGAUCUUCUUUCAAGCCCUUUCUUUCUUUCUUUCUUUCUUUCUAUUGUUCACUCUUCCUAAAAGUGAUUAGUGAUUCAAAAUGCUGUUAGAAAUAUAUGUUAUACCUCUAAAAUAAUUUAAUUAGUCCAAUUGUUUUAUUGUAAAGCACCUUGUGUUAAUGUUUUCAUUAUUAAAGUGUGUUCUUGCUGGA